Gracilinanus agilis (Agile Gracile Mouse Opossum) is the source of this 1398-nucleotide messenger RNA. RefSeq names its product vasculin-like. Gene Ontology annotation, cellular component: nucleus. The record is from RefSeq and is a predicted model, not a curated record. Gene Ontology annotation, molecular function: DNA binding; RNA binding. Gene Ontology annotation, biological process: positive regulation of DNA-templated transcription; DNA-templated transcription. Lineage: Eukaryota; Metazoa; Chordata; Mammalia; Didelphimorphia; Didelphidae. The transcript has a single exon. The coding region runs from base 1 to 1398 and encodes 465 amino acids.
AUGGCACAGUAUGACUUUGCUCCAGCCUGGCUUAAAUUUCCUACUCCACCAAAAUCAACAAAGUCAUCACUGAAUUUUCAAAAAUAUUCUGAAAACUUGCACUGGGCAGAGAAUCAUGAUAUAAAUUAUAGAAGACACAAUUUUUCAGAUUCUGGUAUUGGAUGCUCUAAUGGAGGAAACUUUGGAAGGAAAAAAAAAAAUAGAUGGCGUUCACAUGGAAGAAAUGGAACUGAAAACAUAAGUCAUCGAGGGGGACACCAUCGUGGAAGUUCCUGUUCUCAUAGCAGUGCUUUCCACUCUGGAAAAAGCCAAGGACUGCAUGAAAACAAUGUCCCUGACAAUGAAACUGGGAAAAAAGACAAGGAAGAACACAAACAAUUUGAGGCUGAGGAUUUUCCAUCUUUAAAUCCUGAAUAUGAGAGAAAGGCAAGUCAGAAUAAAUCUUUAGCUGCAGGUGUAUGGGAAUAUCCUUUAAAUACUAAAUGUAGAGCUCCAAGAAUGCUGGACAUUAAAAAAGGCAGUACAAAAGAUUUACAGAUAUCUGGAUUCCCUGCACUAAGAAAUCUUAAUUCUCAGACAGUUAAAAAUGGAACUGGUCCAAGUGUUUAUAAAGGAUUAGUCCCUAAACCUGCUGUUCCACCUACAAAGCCUACAGAAUGGAAAAGCCAAACUAAAGGAAAUAAUGUUGGAACUCCUUACCCUCAUGAGUCUACUCAUGGCAUUAGGAACUUUAAUGCCUUCAAAUCAACUGCCAAGAAUUUUAGUGUAUCAACAAAUUCAGUUAAGGAGUAUAAUUGUUCAAAUUCCUCUCCUCCUGUGGAUAAACUUAAUCAGCCUCAUCUAACCAAACUGACCCAGAUGUGCACUGAUAAGAAGAGAGACUUUGUAAAAGCAUUGAAAAGGGACAGAGUGGAGGAGGAACACAAAGAUGGAAGUCUCAUGGGGCCAGAGAAGGAUGAUGACUCAUUUAAUUUGUAUAAUAGCAACAACACUCACCAUGAAAGGGACAUAAACCGAAAUUUUGAUGAAAAUGAAAUUUUGCAAGAGAAUGGCCGUACCUCCAUGAUUUCCCAACAGAUCAUUCGAUCUUCUACCUUUCCACAAACUGAUAGUCUUUCCAGUUCACUUGAGGCAGAGCUUAGGUUAUUAAAGGAGAUGGGUUGGCAGGAAGACAUUGAAAAUGAUGAAACAUGUGCUCCCUUAACAGAGGAUGAGAUAAGGGAAUUCCAAGUUAUUAGUGAACAGUUACAGAAGAAUGGUCUUAGAAAAAAUGGUAUUUUGAAAAAUGGCCUAAUGUUUGACUUCAAGUUUGGACCCUGGAAAAACAGCACUUUCAAAUCCACUUUUGAGAAUGACACAGAGACAAGCAGCAGUGACACAUCAGAUGAUGAUGUGUGA